AGGCGCGCGCAAGUUUGGACGCGGCCAGACAUGGCCAGCUGCUGUUCGACAUUAAAUAAUUGAUCAAUAUUCAUCUGUAUUUGUGAAGCAGUCUCAUAGAGGUAUGCCCGGUGCAUACUAGCGAGUCCAAUAUCUACCACCUUCUAUCAUCCUUCAAUCCGUCCAACACUGCACUCCCUGCGAUCAAGUGCGUAUUUUCAUUUUCUCAUGUUACACUCAAAAUGUAGUCAUUACGUGUUUACCCCCGCACUACAUGCAGGUACCGUCCAUUGUGACUAUCCCUGGUACUUUAAACAGUCUAUCCCGCACCUAUCCAUAGCCAAGCCCCGACGAAAUGGCGAACUUACGACCACGCAUGACGAGUAGCGGGAGAAUAAACUUCGGCGUGUCUCAAACUGAAUUGGCAUUAGCCAUGAGUGCAGUCAUGGAUAACAACGAGCCCGAAGUUCCCGGACCAUUUCUACGUUCUGCAGCACUGGAGAUCGGUGACACCUCCUUCCUCGAGGAGAUUGCUCCCCUACGUAGAGAAGGGGAUCAGUUGUUCAGCAGAAAGGUGUAUCAGGCUGCGUUGGGAAAGUUUAAAAAGACGGCCAGGGUGAUCGUUGGAGACGGGUUUGAAAUCCCGUUGUAUUGUGGUGAGGGAGGAGGGUUCAGGUCGAAGAAGUACAUGGAGAUGAAACAGGCAAAGAGGCUGGCAUUAAUGGAGUGCUGCGUUCAGAUUGCUCGAUGCCUCCGAGAGCUGGAAGAUUAUGAACAGUCGUUGAUCUGGGUAGAAGAAGUUGAAGUCAUAGUGCGGAAUCUGUGUUUCUCCAACACAGAAGCCAUGUUUGAUUGGCACGCCGAUCUUCCUCGUAUCGAGUGGAAUCCUAACGAUGGAAUCGAGCAGUUCUACGUACAACGUGUCAGGGCUUUAUGUCUGGCGUCGGACAACUACCUCAGUCUCUGGAAUACGGGCACAGCUGCGCAACGAAGACAUCUAGCAUACAAAAUCACUCAACAUCUCCCACCUAAUGUCAACUCCAUCACUUUUCGAGGCAUUGUUUCUUCUGCUGCCAUGUUUUUGUUCUACCAGUUCCGGCAUCCUGAUCCGCAGAUGACGAAAGACCUCAUGGCUAAUGAGGAGAGUCUUCAAGUUAUGGGUUCAUGGAGCAAAAUAGAGGUCCAACGCGAUCGGAACAUCCCUCCUCGCUUUGGCUUUGCGAGCUUCAUCUGGAAGGGUCGUUACUACAUCGUAGGCGGUGAAAAAUCGCAUAGUGGUCCUUACUACAAAGAUAUGCACUAUAUCGAGCUGUCGAACGUCAGCACAGGCUGGCACGACCUUCCGUCUUAUCCAGGAGACAUGAUUCGAGUCUCUGGAUGGAAGAUAGGUGUAUACCAAGACAAGGCCUAUUUCUUCAACGGACGUCCUCAACUUGACUAUUUUGACCUGGUCACCGAACGUUGGGGCUCUGUGCGUACUCGUCCCGCCGAUAGGCAAUGGCCAUAUCCAGAAAAGGACUUUAUGGACUACGCUGGAGUCCUUGUGAAGAGCAAAUUUUACGUCUUCGGCGGGACUCAUGGCAAUGUCACCACCGGCUGUAAUCUCUUCAUGGUUCUUGACCUAUCCGAUCCCAGGCUCGAGUGGAAAAAGCUCACUGGACACGCUAGUCAACCAUUGGUGCCCGAUUGGAAUUGUCCUGGACCACGUAGACAUCCAACUAUCUGGGCUGAUGAGCGAGUGCCGGGCUCGGAGAGGAUUUAUCUAAUGUUUGGAGAGGCAGAUAGAGCGGGAGCGAAGUUCAGGAGAGAGCCACAGGGAUCGUCGGAAUCCUAUUCGUAUGGCGAUUUCUGGAGUUGGGACGUGAACCAAGGUGGUUGGAGACGUGAACGAAUGGUCGGGAACCCGCCAUGCGCUCGGUCGGAGAUGGCAUACACCUUUAAUGAGAAACUUGGAAUGGCCUUUGUAUUUGGUGGAUACAGUCCAUCCCUCCCGGCUGACUACGUGGAAGAAGGGAAAAAGUUCUCUUUCACCUACUUCGCCGAUACCUUCAUUUACAUACCCCCAUCAGCCUCAUCACCCUCCGCGACGUCUGCACCGAAGUGGAAGCACGUUCUCACUCGCGGAUUCCCUACAUACCGUGCUCAAGCUCAGCUUUUCACGGAUCCCGACACUGGAAAAAUCUACUUAUUUGGUGGAUAUACUAACUCUCAGUUCGUGCCAGAUAAGAAACACGAGAUCUCCCGCAGCUUCAGUGACGUGUGGCAAUUGAAGAUCAACAUUCCUGGUGGUUACUUCGAUGACGUCGAUCUGGAAGAAGAGACGAAGACUGCAAUGGCGGGCCCAUGGCAACGCUGCUUCAACUGCGGAAAUGCGGGAAGAUGGAAGAAGUGUGGAGGUUCAUGUGGUGGUCGAGCUUUCUUCUGUGACUCCCAAUGCAUGAAAGAAGGUUGGAAGGAGCACAAAGAAAGACACCAUUGUGCCAAUGUAAGAAAAUAAAUGUAAAUGUCCCGUUCUAUGUAUAGUGUCCUACUGCGACAUGUCGUUUGCCAGUGACACAUAACGUAUCGAAUUUCCAGUGGUAUAUGUGUCCAAAUUAUAGCAGUCUAAAUUAGUACAGUUCCGAAGUGUUCCUAGAUGAUGCACAACACGCAGUAUAGGUUUUCUCU
Messenger RNA from Somion occarium, 2646 nucleotides. The record is from the annotation of a GenBank genome assembly. NCBI's taxonomy places the organism in Eukaryota, Fungi, Basidiomycota, Agaricomycetes, Polyporales, Cerrenaceae.